UCUUUUUUUUGGAGCUGGGGACCGAACCCAGGGCCUUGGGCUUGCUAGGCAAGCGCUCUACCACUGAGCUAAAUCCCCAACCCCUUUGUUUGCAUUUUUAAGAUUUUUUUUAUGUGUGUGUGUGUGUGUGUGUGUGUGUGUGUGUGUGUGUGUGUGCGAGCCCACAUGUGUGUAGAGGUCAGAGGACACCCGUCAAGGGUCAGACUCCUUCCAAUAAGUGGGUCUUCUUGGAAAUGGGUGAGACUCAUGGCAUCAGGUGUGACUGGAAGUGCCGUUACCCUCUGAGCCGUACUGAUGGACUUGCUUCGUUCCUGAGACAGAGUUUCAUUUACCUCAGACUUGCUUUGGAGUUCUGUUAAUAUAGAGAUAAGGGUGAUCUGGAAUUGAUAGUCCUUUCCCUCCACCUGCCAAGUACUGACACCACAGAUGCUUAACACCAUGUGUAGUUUGCCUGAUGUCAUAGACAGCGCCCAAGGAGGCUCCAUGCAUCCUAGGUGGGCAUUCUACAGACUGAGCUACAUCCUCAACCCCAGAUACAAUUCUUUGUGGACAAAAAUUUUCCACCCCCUAGGGUCUACCUUUGCACCAUUUCAGUUCAAUUUGUCAUUCAGAGAGAGAGAGAGGGAGAGAGAGAGAGAACACAGAAAUAUUAAGAAUAAUUGCUUUAGGCUGGUCACGAUAGAACACACCAUUAAUCCCAGCACAUCGAGGUGGAGACAGGUGGAUCUCUCUGAGUUCCAGGCCAGGCUGGUCUAUAUAUUUGGAAAUUCCAAACCAGUUAGAAUUUUAUAGUUUGCCCCUGUCUCAAACAAAACAAGAUGAAAAUUGUUUUGGCUACAGACUACCCUUUUCAAAUAUCAGAAGGUAGAUAAGCCAGGUGCAGUGGUUCACAUCUGUAAUAACAGAGAGGCUGAGACAGGAGGACCACCAUGAAUUCAAGUCCAGCCUGGUGUACAGAAUGAGACCCUGCCUUGACAAUCAAGAAGUAGGGCUGGUACGAUGCUCUGUGAGUAAGGCACUCGCCACCGAACCUGAUAGCCUGAGUUCCGUUCCUUGGACCCACAAGAUGGAAAGAAAGAACCGACUUCUAAAAAAUUGUUCUCUGACCUCCACAUGCAUGCUGGGUACACACUUGAGUACCUGAACAUAUACAUGUACACAUAAAUUUAAAAAAUUAAAUAUUUUGUUGCUGUUGUUGUUGUUGUUGUUUGAGACAGGGUCUCUGUGGGUAGCCCUGGCUAUCUUGGAACUCACUAUGUAGACCAGGCUGGCCUCUAACUCACAGAGAUCUACAUGUCUCUGUGUGAUGAGCAGAGUAAAACAAAAUGCUGUUUAGAUCUGUAAAAAUAGCUUAGUCAGGGGGUUGGGGAUUUAGCUCAGUGGUAGAGCGCUUGCCUAGCAAGCGCAAGGCCCUGGGUUCGGUACCCAGCUCCAAAAAAAAAAAAAAAAAAAAAACAAAACAAAAACAAAAACAAAACAAAAACAAAAACAAAAACAAAAACAAAAAUAGCUUAGUCAGGAACACGACUAAACCCAAGGGCUCAUGUGGUAACUGGAACCAGUGAUAUCACUCACUUGAGAUAACCAGACACAGGACUUGAACUCAGUCAGCGAUGCUCACUGGAUAUAGAAGCAAAGGCAAUACAGAGCUCUGCACUUCCUCAGGAGGGCUAGAGACACAGGAGAGAAGCCACCUCCAUCUGUACAGUCUCCGGCAUCCUGACCCACAAAUCAGAGACUACCCAGAGACUACCGUCUGAUUUGCCUUACUCCGAGAGUCUGAACUGGACCCUUAGCUAAGAUACCUCACCCAGAGCAUAAGAUUAUACCUGAAGGAAUGGAAAGAAGGCUGAUUUCAGGAAGCAGAGGUGAAGCAUGCAAGGCUGCUUCACUGGAGAAGCAUGAAUCCAGGGAACCUGUCUUUUCCAGGAUGAGCCAUGAGUGGCCGUGGGCACACCUGAGGAAGCAAAGUCCGGCACGCAGCUGGCAGCAGCCAUCGCCGCAACAUAAGCUCCCGAGGAAGGAGUCCAGAGACACAGAGAGCAAGAUGAGUUCCGAGACAGGCCCUGUAGCUGUUGAUCCCACUCUGAGGAGAAGAAUUGAGCCCCACGAGUUUGAAGUCUUCUUUGACCCCCGGGAACUUCGGAAAGAGACCUGUCUGCUGUAUGAGAUCAACUGGGGAGGAAGGCACAGCAUCUGGCGACACACGAGCCAAAACACCAACAAACACGUUGAAGUCAAUUUCAUAGAAAAAUUUACUACAGAAAGAUACUUUUGUCCAAACACCAGAUGCUCCAUUACCUGGUUCCUGUCCUGGAGUCCCUGUGGGGAGUGCUCCAGGGCCAUUACAGAAUUUUUGAGCCGAUACCCCCAUGUAACUCUGUUUAUUUAUAUAGCACGGCUUUAUCACCACGCAGAUCCUCGAAAUCGGCAAGGACUCAGGGACCUUAUUAGCAGCGGUGUUACUAUCCAGAUCAUGACGGAGCAAGAGUCUGGCUACUGCUGGAGGAAUUUUGUCAACUACUCCCCUUCGAAUGAAGCUCAUUGGCCAAGGUACCCCCAUCUGUGGGUGAGGCUGUACGUACUGGAACUCUACUGCAUCAUUUUAGGACUUCCACCCUGUUUAAAUAUUUUAAGAAGAAAACAACCUCAACUCACGUUUUUCACGAUUGCUCUUCAAAGCUGCCAUUACCAAAGGCUACCACCCCACAUCCUGUGGGCCACAGGGUUGAAAUGACUUCUGGGAGUUGGGGAUGGAUGAAAUGACUCCUUGUAUGUCUUGACAGCAAGCAUUGAUUACCCACUAAAGAGCGACUGCCACAAGGAA
Rattus norvegicus (Norway rat) is the source of this 2827-nucleotide messenger RNA. The record is from RefSeq and is a predicted model, not a curated record. Lineage: Eukaryota; Metazoa; Chordata; Mammalia; Rodentia; Muridae.